CACCCUAGCAUAGGCUGGGGGAAAGCCUUUGUCUUCUUAGGCUAUAAUGAUAAUUGGAGAGAUCAUUGUCGUCUCUUCCACCAGCAAUUCCACGGCCAAGCGAUCCAGAAGUACCAACAUAAGAUAGUCAAGGAGGCCAGGAAGCUUACUGUUGGUCUUCUCACAACUGACGACCUCACGAAGAGCCUUCGUCUGAUGUCGGCGGUGACUAUACUAGACGUCACCUAUGGGAUGGAAACUCAACAUGACAACGACCCGUACAUCGUUCUUGCUGAGAAAGCCACGCACUCGAUAACGCGAGCUGGAACUCCAGGGUCGUAUAUGGGUAAGCCAGCCUUUAUGCGGUACAUACCAUGGUGGGCUUCGGGACGUCUGUUCAAAGUAGAGGCGGCAGAAUGGAGCGAAGCAGUAUCUGCGAUGUUCACAAAGCCGCUCGAGCUCGUCAAGAAAGCGAUGAUACAAGGAACUGCAUCGCCUUCCAUUGCCAUGACCCUCCUAGGAAAACUAGAAGACAAUAGAGAAAGCUCGAAUUCCGAACGCCUCAUCCGGAACAUCGCGGGAAUGGCUCUGUCAUACUACGGUGAUUUUCUCAGAAGCUUAAUUCUCCAUCAGACUACGACAGCUCUUGGAACCACCGUGCUCGCCAUGAUCACGAACCCCACUGUACAGGCAGUGGCCCAGGAGCAGAUUGACCGUGUUGUUGGAAAGGACAGUCUUCCGGACUACACAUAUCGCGAAUCCUUACCCUACAUCAUUGCCAUCAUGUACGAAGUUCUGAAGUACGAAGGAGCAAUACAUUCACAUCGUAUGACGUAUACAGCAGUCCCACAUAGAGCGGUUGCGGACGAUGAAUACCAACGCUACCAUAUUCCCGCAGGCGCCAUCGUGGUAGGGAACUCAUGGUGCCCGAUCCUUUUUACCUCCUGUUUCCUAUUCGCAAUCAUGCAUGACCCGGUCCGCUUCCCGUACCCGGACACCUUCGAUCCCACUCGCUGGCUCACACUGGACGGGCAGCUCAGCCAGGCCACGUCGGACGCCAUGGCUGCAUUCGGCUUCGGCAGGCGGAUCUGUCCGGGGAGGCACUUCGCUAUGGAGUCUGUCUGGAUUGCCAUGGCGCACAUCCUCGCCAUGCAUAAUGUUGAAAAGCUUGUGGACGAGUCUGAGAAAGUCGUCGAACCGAGCGGAGAGUAUACACCUGGAUUGGCAUUGUAUCCUGUUCCGUUCAAGGCGAUCUUCAAGCCUCGGUCUGCAGCGGCGCGUAGCCUCAUUCAAUCUAUGGCUCUCGAUGACCAAUGUAUGCAUUUCAUCGCUCAACGACAGCUCCAGUAA
Messenger RNA from Phanerochaete carnosa HHB-10118-sp, 1329 nucleotides. RefSeq lists its product as uncharacterized. The annotation marks the transcript as partial. The record is from RefSeq and is a predicted model, not a curated record. NCBI's taxonomy places the organism in Eukaryota, Fungi, Basidiomycota, Agaricomycetes, Polyporales, Phanerochaetaceae. Gene Ontology annotation, molecular function: oxidoreductase activity, acting on paired donors, with incorporation or reduction of molecular oxygen; iron ion binding; monooxygenase activity. The transcript is spliced from 8 exons.